AUGUCACAGGGGGAGCUCCCUCCAGUUCUAACGGCAUCUGUGCAUGACGUUCGCUAUCUAGCCGCCCUACUUCGAGGUGUGAACUUUGUCAACCGAGCCACCGUUACAGUAACGAAACGGGGCCUCACCAUCAGCGUUGAAGAAGCCCGCACCUUGCUCGGCACUGCGUUUGUGUUCGCAGAAAUCUUUGACGAAUACGUGUAUCACGCCGAUGGCGAUGGCCAACUCCCCACGUCUUCUCAAAACUCGGACGACGAAGGCGAGGCGGAUAACGCUGCGUUUGAAAUUCCGCUUAAUAUUUUGAUUGACUGCCUCAACAUAUUUGGCACUGCUGGUCCUGCUACUUCUAGUAGUAGUGGGGGUGGAACAGGGAACUACAAACGAUGGCGUCAAGUUGACGAAGAUGGCUCAGAUGACACGCGAGACGAUGGUGAUAACGGAGGAAGAGGGAGGGGAGGGGGAGGGGGAGGUAGGAGAGGUGGUGGUGGUGGUGGUGGUGGUUCGAGGGGAGCUGGGGGGACCAUUGAGACUUACCUUGGAGGUGGGACUGACAAGGCUACAAGCAUGCGUAUGUCGUACGCUGGGGCUGGGUAUCCAUUGACACUUCUCAUAGCGGAAGACGCAUCUGGUCCCACCACUACCUGCGAAAUUACGACCUUUGACCCAGAACCUCAACUCGAGUUAGAGUUUGACAAUUCAGCAAUAGUUCUAAAAAUCAUUCUCAAAUCUUCCUGGUUACGAGACGCCCUGUCAGAACUCGACCCAUCGUGCGACAAGUUGACUUUCAUCGGGAACCCUCCUGUUAAUACAGUCGUUGCACCCAACGGUGGUCAAAGACAACAACGAAAUACAACAAAGCCAAUGCUGCGAAUACAGGCUGGAGGGACGUUCGGCAGUACUGAAAUGGACUACCCCAACGACCGUGAUGUGCUAGAGACGUUUGAAUGUACGAGAAGUGUUAGUUUCAGCUAUCGAUUUGGGCAUAUAUCUCGCACUCUACGAGCUCUUCAAAGUUCAACAAAAACUUCAUUGCGGAUCGACGAGGAAGGUCUUCUCAGCCUCCAAUUUCUUAUGCCGUCACCGAAAUCGGCAGGUGGGGGACCAGAGUUCGCUGACGCCUUUAUUGAGUUCCGAUGUCUGGCUUUGGAUGACGAGUUGUAA
Laccaria bicolor S238N-H82 is the source of this 1161-nucleotide messenger RNA. RefSeq lists its product as uncharacterized. The record is from RefSeq and is a predicted model, not a curated record. NCBI's taxonomy places the organism in Eukaryota, Fungi, Basidiomycota, Agaricomycetes, Agaricales, Hydnangiaceae. The transcript is spliced from 10 exons. Bases 1 to 1161 code for a protein of 386 amino acids. Gene Ontology annotation, cellular component: checkpoint clamp complex. Gene Ontology annotation, biological process: DNA repair; DNA damage checkpoint signaling.